GGGGAAGACACGCCCACCAGGCCCGGGAGGGGGCACUGUGGCUGGGGGCGUGGCCAAGCGUCUUCUUUACCUUCUGGGAGGGAGAAGCUAUGGGCUGAGCUUCUGAAACAGCAGCCAUGGCUCCACCCUGGGUGCCUGCCGUGGGCCUCACGCUCGUGCCCAGCCUGGGGGGCUUCGUGGGCGCCUACUUUGUCCGCGGCGAGAGCCUCCGCUGGUAUGCCACCCUGCAGAAGCCCUCGUGGCACCCGCCGCGCUGGGCGCUGGCUCCCAUCUGGGGCACGCUGUACUCGGCCAUGGGGUAUGGAUCCUACAUGGUCUGGAAGGAGCUGGGGGGCUUCACAGAGGAGGCCGUGGCUCCCUUGGGCUUCUAUGCUGGGCAGCUGGCCCUGAACUGGGCGUGGCCCCCCAUCUUCUUUGGCGCCCGGCAGAUGGGUUGGGCCCUGGUGGACCUCCUGCUCGUCAGCGGGGGAGCAACGGUCACGGCUGUGGCCUGGCACCGCGUGAGCCCGCCGGCUGCCCGCCUGCUGUACCCGUACCUGGCCUGGCUGGCCUUUGCGACGCUGCUCAACUACCGUGUGUGGCAGGAUAACCGCGGCCGCCGUGGUGGCCGGCAGAGCCAGGAGUGAGAGGCCCCGGCCUGCUGAGGACUGUGGCCGGGGCCAGGCAGGUGCCGUGGUGGCGGUGGCCCCCGGGCCUGAUGGGGACGCGGCCUGGGCUCAGCAGCGGUGGAGAGGUGGCCCAGGCUGAGCCCCGCGGAGGAGUGGUGUCCUAUCCUUCCAUGUCGCUCGGAGCCAGCUCUUGGGUACUGUUUUUUACAGCUGAAUAAAACCCCAACCUCCCGUA
Messenger RNA from Chinchilla lanigera (long-tailed chinchilla), 843 nucleotides. RefSeq names its product translocator protein (18kDa) (gene Tspo). The coding region runs from base 117 to 626 and encodes 169 amino acids. The record is from RefSeq and is a predicted model, not a curated record. The transcript has 4 exons. Lineage: Eukaryota; Metazoa; Chordata; Mammalia; Rodentia; Chinchillidae. Gene Ontology annotation, molecular function: cholesterol binding. Gene Ontology annotation, cellular component: membrane; endoplasmic reticulum.